CCCACUCCUUACUCACAGCUCUUCAGUCCGGCUCUUGUGCUUCCAUCGAACUCCAGCAUGGAGGAACUCCAGAGAAAACUGAAUCAACACUACGAAGGCACCAAGCCAAGGAAGGUGAGGUUCAAGCUGGCGUCAUCCUACAGUGGCCGAGUGCUGAAGCAUGUGUACGAGGACGGUCAGGAGCUGGAGAGCCCAGAGGAAAAGUACCCUCACAGCUUCAUCCACCGCAAAAUCCCUCCCAGCCACCUCGAGAUGGAGCAGCUUUGCGGGUUUGAGGAAACUCACGGGGACACACAGAGUGUCUAUUUUCCAACAGGGCUCAUAGCCCAGAGAAUAAAUGUAUACAGAGGGAUGGGAAGCUACAAACCUGCAGUUGGCCAGACUGAUGAAGGAGAGGGAGACAGCAAGUCCUCAGUGUUGGACUUUGGCAAGAUAAUCAUCUACACCAGCAAUCUGCGCAUUAUCAAAGCACCACAGAAGAAACCUGAAAUGUUCCGGCAGCACACGGUGCCUCUCGUGGACUUGGAGGGAUACCCAAAGGCCAGGGAGAGGGGGAGCAGGAGGAGAGCUAAAGCACUUUUCACACAGGAGGGGGCAGAGGAGGAAAAGAAACAGAUCUGCGACACUGAUACCAAGGAGGCCAACAGCUGCCAGCAUUGUGGUGGUUCAGGCUGCGCCCCCUGCUCUCUGUGUCACGGUAGCAAGCUGUCCAUGCUGGCGAACCGCUUCAAUGAGUCCAUCAGUGAUCUGCGUUGCCAAGCCUGCUACCCCUAUGGUCUGGAGAAGUGCCAGUCCUGCUCCAGUAAAUAGCACCAUUUGGCUGACACCCAUGUUUGGCAGUGAGUGAGUGAGUGAGUGAGUGAGUGAGUGAGUGAAUGAGAGUGUGUAGCUGAGUGAGUGUAUGCCCAGUGUGCUACGGGUUUGUCAAAAUCGUCUCAGUGGCAGUGUUGCUCUAAUCCAAAAUGUUCUUGGUGGGGUGUUUCAAAGCACUACUAGGAAACAUAAGCCAUCAUUGGAGAGGGGGAUUGUAACUGUGCAGUGGGCAGAAAAUCAUAAAAUACAAUUACUGUGUGCAGUGAACAUGGCUUGCGAUAACACAAAUACAUAAUCACUUUUUUGUUGUCACAUUAUUUUGCAUCUGCUGCCUUCAUCCUGAUAAAACCUGG
This is a messenger RNA of Archocentrus centrarchus (flier cichlid), 1166 nucleotides long. It is a transcript of the gene grxcr2, whose product is annotated as glutaredoxin and cysteine rich domain containing 2. The transcript is spliced from 6 exons. The record is from RefSeq and is a predicted model, not a curated record. NCBI's taxonomy places the organism in Eukaryota, Metazoa, Chordata, Actinopteri, Cichliformes, Cichlidae. Gene Ontology annotation, biological process: sensory perception of sound. Bases 58 to 810 code for a protein of 250 amino acids.